This is a messenger RNA of Quercus lobata, 1728 nucleotides long. Its product is annotated as alkane hydroxylase MAH1-like. The transcript has 2 exons. The coding region runs from base 57 to 1649 and encodes 530 amino acids. Lineage: Eukaryota; Viridiplantae; Streptophyta; Magnoliopsida; Fagales; Fagaceae. Gene Ontology annotation, molecular function: oxidoreductase activity, acting on paired donors, with incorporation or reduction of molecular oxygen; monooxygenase activity; heme binding. The record is from RefSeq and is a predicted model, not a curated record.
CCACCUUAGAAACCACGUACAAACGACCUCAAAAGAUUGUUUAGAUACCAAACCCAAUGGCUAUAUUUGAUUACAUUGAGAUAUUGAUGCUAUUGCUUUACUUUCUCUCUCUCUUCCAUUGGAGUUGGAAGAGGAUAUCACCCAUUACAAACUGGCCUAUUGUUGGAAUGUUGCCUGGGCUUCUUUGCAAGGCACCACAUAUCCAUGAGUAUGCAACCCAAGUUCUGAAACAAAGUGGUGGGACAUUCAAGUUCAAAGGACCAUGGUUUGCAAACAUGGACUUUUUGGCCACUUGUGAUCCCAUGAAUGUGCGCUACAUAUCAAGCAAAAACUUCGCCAACUAUCGAAAGGGUCCAGAGUUUAAAAAGGUUUUUGAACCUUUCGGUGAUGGGGUUCUCACUUCUGAUUCAGAUUCAUGGAAAUCUUUCAGGAAAUUGAUUCAUUCGCUGAUUAAACACAGAAAGUUCCAGCUAUUUCAAGAGAGAUCUAUGCGGCAAAAAGUAUCACAAGGCCUUUUCGCUGUUCUUGAUCAUGCAUCAAGACUAGGAACUGAGAUGGACUUGCAAGAUGUUUUUCAGAGGUUUACCUUUGAUAAUACAUGCUUGCUGGUUCUAGGCUUUGAUCCAAACUGCCUUUCUGUUGACUUACCAGAAGUGGCAAGUAGAAGAGCAUUCGACAAAGUAGAGGAGGCUGUGUUUUACCGGCAUAUGGUUCCGGAAUUCAUUUGGAGGAUACAGAAAUGGCUGAAUAUAGGAGAAGAGAAAAAGCUACGCGGAGCCAUGGAGACCUUAGAUUGCUUCUUGUACCAGUGCAUAUCAUUGAAGCAAGAAGAAUUUCGCAGGCGCAGAGACCAAAUGGAACAAGUUGAGGAGAAGGAUGAGGAUUUUGACCUAUUAACAGCUUGCAUGGCAGAAAAACUAGAAGAAGAAGAAGAAGAAGAAGAAAAGGAAAUUGAAGGAAACUUACACAUGGAUGCUUACAAAAAAUCUGAGAGAUAUCUAAGAGACAUUGCUUUCAAUUUCACUGCAGCUGGGAAAGACACUGUGAAUGCAGCUCUCACAUGGCUUUUCUGGCUAAUUAUCACACACCCUUUGGUUGAAAAAAAGAUUCUAGAAGAGAUCAAAGAGAAUUUGCAGGCCAAAGAAGAUGGAGAUUGGAGGUUUUUCAAUGUAGAAGAGCUAGGUAAACUAGUUUAUCUCCAUGCAGCCAUUUGUGAGACCCUUCGGUUAUACCCAUCAGUACCUUUCAAUCAAAGAGUCUCUAUUCAACCAGACACUCUUCCAAGUGGCAUCCGUAUUGAUGCAAAUACAAAGGUAAUGGUUGCUGCAUUCUUUACUCUGUAUUCAAUGGGAAGUAUGGAAGAGGUAUGGGGUGAUGAUUGCUUGGAGUUCAGGCCUGAGAGAUGGAUCAACGAGCAAGGAGGAAUCAUUCACGUACCAUCUUACAAGUUUAUCGCGUUUAAUACAGGACCUAGGAGUUGCCUGGGUCAAGACUUAACUUUCUUUCAAAUGAAGACAAUUGCAACCGAGAUACUUUGGAAUUAUCGUAUUCAAAUGGUUGAAGGUCAUCCUAUUUCUCCAUGUCUUUCCGUUAUGCUGCAUAUGAAACAUGGUUUGAAGGUUAGGGUCUCGAAGAGAAGUGAUGUUUGAGGACGAGUACUUUGUUUUUUUUAGGACGAGUACUUAGUGGUGGAGAUUGUAAUAAUAAUGACAAUAAAGCAUGCAUGGC